Messenger RNA from Spirodela intermedia, 1026 nucleotides. The record is from the annotation of a GenBank genome assembly. Lineage: Eukaryota; Viridiplantae; Streptophyta; Magnoliopsida; Alismatales; Araceae.
AUGAGCGAGCAGCUGUUGAAUGGGGAAAUCAGUCCCGCGGUCAUAUCCGUGUUGGGAAUGGGAGGAAUGGGGAAGACCACCAUCGCCAAGAAGAACUACAACACCUAUGCAGUCAAGCGUCAUUUUCAGCGCAGGGUUUGGGUCACUGUUUCUCAGAAAUUCACGCCCACUGAACUUCUGCAGAGGAUCCUAGACUGCGUCCUGGGGACGACGACGGAGAAGGAGAUCAGGAGCUUGACAGACAUGCAGCUGGGGGAGAGGCUCAGAGCCCUCCUGGAAAAUGUGAGGUACCUUGUGGUUAUGGACGAUAUCUGGGAGAAGGGGGCUUGGGGUCUCAUAAAGUGCGACCUGUCGGCCUCCCCCGGGGACAGAGUGAUCCUCACCACCCACAUUGAGGACGUCGCCACGCAUGCGCAGGGACAAGUCCACAGACUUCCCUUGCUGAGCGAGGAGAGCUGGGAGUUGUUCUGCGCGAAGGUGCUUCCCGCCGGCGAGCGGUGCCCCCCAGAGCUGGAGAAGAUGGGGAAGGAGAUGGUGAGAAGAUGCCGCGGCAUGCCCCGGGCGGUCCUCGUUCUCGGCGGCCUGGUGAGCGAGAGAGAGAGGACGAGGUACGAGUGGGAGGCCCUCCGCCGGCGUCUUACCCAGGAACUGAGUGCAGACACGAACGAGAUGGUCAAGAACAUACAAGGUUUGAGCUAUGACGAUCUGAGCGGUGACCUGAAGAUAUGCUUCCUGUACAUGGGGCUCUUCCCCGCGGAAAUGGAGAUCGACGCCACCAAGCUGGUCCAACUGUGGGUUGCAGAGGGGUUCAUCCAGCAGGCAAACGGGCUCACCUUGGAAGAAACUGCGGAGCGGCACCUCGAGGAGCUCGCGAACAGGUCCGUUAUUCAGGUGGUGGACAGAGAUUACAUGGGCUGGGUCGACAGAUUCAGGAUCCACGAUCUUCUCCUCCAUCUCGCGAAGGAUGAAGGACGGAGGAACCAAUUCAACGACGUCCACGGGGGCUCACCUCCAGGCAGGCGUUGA